AAGACGUUCGUGGAACAGUGAGGCAAAACUCUAAAUCGACUCCAAAAUUGUUCCUUAGUUUUCACGUGUUUACGUUCUAAAGUUUACGCUGUCUUAUUCCCGUAGUUGCUAUUAUACGCACCGUAAGGCCAUAUGAUCCACAAAACCAAAAUCCGGAGUGCAUCCAGGUUAAUUCACAUCAAUUUGUAAGGACUUAACUUUUGUUUUUCUUGGCCUCUAAAUUAUGGAUAUGCAGAGUAGUGGAAAAGGUGGAAGAGGGAGGCGAAGUGGGAACCGAGGCAGGGAGGACACGCCAGAUGUGCGUUUAUCGAAAUCAAUGACAUAUGCGCUGCGGCACGGAGCAAGUAAAAUGGGGCUGCACAUGAACUCGGAUGGCUUUGUGUUUGUGGAUGAUCUCAUCUCACAUCCCCAGUUUCGGUCAUUCUCGCUGGAAGAUGUGGAGAGGGUGGUGGCCAACAAUGACAAGCAGAGGUUCAAACUGCGCAGGCACCCAGAGAACGGGCGUCUGCAGAUAAGAGCCAAUCAGGGCCACUCAGUACAAGUGGCAGAUCUGGAGCUGAGAGCAGUGCACCCUGAAGCUCAGGACUUCCCACAGGAGGGAAUCCAUGGCUCCUACCUGAAACACUGGCCCUCCAUCCGCAACCAGGGCCUGAGCAGGAUGGGCAGAACACACAUACAUCUGGCACCUGGACUGCCAGGAGAACAGGGAGUUAUUAGCGGUAUGAGGAAAAACUGUGAAUUGGCCAUUUACAUUGAUGUCCCUAAAGCCAUAUCAGACGGCAUCCCGUUCUUCUGGUCAGAGAAUGGAGUCUUACUGACACCUGGUGACUCGGAGGGAAAACUUGCUCCCUGUUACUUCCGUAGAGCUGUGCAGCUCAAGCCCUCUCAGUGUGAACUGCAGCUGGAGUAGCUGGUCCUUGACAUAAAUGGAGCCAUAUGACUGCUUCAGCGGCUUUUCACACAGUGGUUAGACUCGUCCCACCGUUACCAAGACAACUGCUGCAUUUUUAAAAGUGACAAAACCACAAACACCUAUCUGAUCAACAUCCCCUGUUGAAAAGGCAGGUUUUACCUUUCAGCACAACUCCAGAUACCAUGGCCUUCUGGCCUUACACAGAUACUUACAUAACUUGAGUAACAUAACAACAAUGAAUGACCCAAAUCUGUAUUAGGCAAGUGUUAUCAAACCGGAGGCAGAUGCUAACCGUUAUUUUGGUUAACCGAAAGUAUAAGCAUGUGUGUUAUAGAUAGGAACACGCGUGCGCUUAUAAACCACCACCAAGUACUUAUGAGUGCCUCUGCAGACCAAGUCAGUGGUUUCCUGACUUGUCACUCAAACAAUUGAGUUUGUCGUUUGUGUUCUGUCCUUAGUCAACUGUGUUGUUCUAAGUGUAACAAAGGUUUUUUUAAAAGCAACAAUGUGUCCUGCUUUUCAUGGACAUGCUGUUUAUUUGAAAAGGUAAAUUGUCAGCCUAUGAAAAUGCUGUGCAGUGUGAAUUGGGUGAAAUUCAAGAUAAGAUAUUGUGUUUGAUGUCCAUUUUAGGCACCUGUUAUACUUCCUUUUUUGAGUUCCUGAAAUAUAUGAAAAUCUGGGUGUGACCAUUUCCAUCUGCA
This is a messenger RNA of Alosa sapidissima (American shad), 1614 nucleotides long. RefSeq names its product tRNA phosphotransferase 1 (gene trpt1). Gene Ontology annotation, biological process: tRNA splicing, via endonucleolytic cleavage and ligation. Gene Ontology annotation, molecular function: tRNA 2'-phosphotransferase activity. NCBI's taxonomy places the organism in Eukaryota, Metazoa, Chordata, Actinopteri, Clupeiformes, Clupeidae. The transcript is spliced from 7 exons. The coding region runs from base 224 to 910 and encodes 228 amino acids. The record is from RefSeq and is a predicted model, not a curated record.